AUGAAGUCGUUCUCGAGCUCUGCGAUCAAUAAGUCGGGCAAGAAAUUUGCGCCGAAGGCGCCUGUUCGUCGCGCACCUGCCGCGCCUGCGCGACGGCCCAGUGCAAUUCAACAGGCACAGGCACAGGCUGCCCAGGCUUCCCAGGCAGCUGCACAAGACAAGGAAAAAUCAAAUGCGACCUCCGCGGUAACACCGGUUCCCCCACCUUCCGUCUCCCCGGCCGCACCAGAGCAAGCAACCGUCGAAACACCCUUUACCGCGUCCCAGCCUGCAGAGACAGUGCAAAGCGUACCGAAACCAGCCACAUCUAUCUCAAUCCCACGUCCAAAGAACAAAGCCCCCCAGGUCGCAACCCCCAUUACAACUCCUGUACAAACUCCUGAUUUAACACCUGCAUUCGCUGCACCAACCCCGCCCUCUACAGCAGACGGAUCGACAUCUCCCCGCACUCUCACUUCCGAACACAUUAUUGUGCAGUCAAUUGAGAAUGAUGUUGAGCAUGCUGUUGCCAGCCGAGUCGCAUUGGAAGCCGCACGCUCUACUGAUUCCGAGACCGUGGGACCCUCUACCCAAGACUCGGGGGCUGAACCCCAAGAACAACGUCGCAUCUCAUUGAAAGGAGCAAGGAAAACCUCGGAAAUCACCAAGUCUAGGGCCCAGCCACGCCCUAGGGGACCUAUCGUAACUCCCCCAACUACUCAGCGUACCAGUGAAACACCCGUGACUUCCGUGGCGCCCUCCUUGGCACUUUCAACUCCAGAUCCGAGUCAAGCGUCCGCGAAAGGAAAACGGAAAGCAUCCAAAGCAGGAACUUCGGAUGUUGAUGGAUCCGAGAAACCGAAGAAGAUUCGUCGACGAAAACGUGAAGUUACACCCGAAGGUGCAGACACGGUAGAAAUCCUACCGAAUGUUAUCAAGAUGUCAGAACUCUGCAAGGAUUUGAAGACUGGCAAAAAGUCGAAUCGUGAGAUUGCACUGCGUCGAAUUGAACUAGAGGAGCAUGAGCGGAAGUUGAAGGCAAAGGAUGGGACGCCUGGAACGCCUGGAACGCCCGGGGCCUCUAAAGCAGGCGAGGCUAGCAAAGAAAAAGCCGAUCCACCCGGGGCCAGUGAAAGAGCAAAUGGUCCCGUGAUGCGAAUCGUCAAUGGUGAGAUUGUGCUUGAUGCGGCCUCGCUUCAGGUGGAUCGCCAUGCGGAUGCAGCUCGAGACGCCGGUGACAUGGACGUCGUGGAGGAAAACCAACUCACCAGGAAGAUCAACCAGGCCACAUAUGGCAAACGGUCCAAAACGGAAACCUGGGAUGAGGAGAUGACCGAUUUGUUCUACCGUGGUCUACGCAUGUUCGGAACAGACUUUAUGGUCAUCAGCAAGCUGUUCCCUGGGCGAAGCCGUCGGCAAAUUAAGCUCAAGUUCAAUAACGAAGAGCGCAAGGAUCCUCAACGGAUCAAAGACACAUUGCUUGGCCCCAGUGAGGCCAUUGAUAUCCAAGAAUACUCACUGAUGACCAACAAAACAUACGAUGAUCCCAAGCUCAUCCAGAAAGAACUGGACGAAGAGAAGGCAAAGAUUGAGGAACAGCAUGAAAAGGAAAAAAAGCUUCAGGAAGACAUGAUUCGAAAUCCUACCGCUGGUGCCGAUGGGGACGCUGCUGAUGCGAAAGCCAACUCUGCGCCCACUAAGGGUAAAGGACGCAACAACAAAAAGCAGAUCAAGAACGCCGGUGGUGGAACAGAGGAGGUGCUGGGAUCUAUCGAUGGAUAG
This is a messenger RNA of Penicillium odoratum, 1761 nucleotides long. RefSeq names its product transcription factor TFIIIB subunit BDP1. Lineage: Eukaryota; Fungi; Ascomycota; Eurotiomycetes; Eurotiales; Aspergillaceae. Gene Ontology annotation, cellular component: transcription factor TFIIIB complex. The record is from RefSeq and is a predicted model, not a curated record. The transcript is spliced from 2 exons. The coding region runs from base 1 to 1761 and encodes 586 amino acids. Gene Ontology annotation, molecular function: TFIIIC-class transcription factor complex binding. Gene Ontology annotation, biological process: RNA polymerase III preinitiation complex assembly.